This is a messenger RNA of Talaromyces atroroseus, 2859 nucleotides long. RefSeq lists its product as hypothetical. The record is from RefSeq and is a predicted model, not a curated record. Gene Ontology annotation, molecular function: catalytic activity. The transcript has 3 exons. Bases 1 to 2859 code for a protein of 952 amino acids. Lineage: Eukaryota; Fungi; Ascomycota; Eurotiomycetes; Eurotiales; Trichocomaceae. Gene Ontology annotation, biological process: trehalose biosynthetic process; fungal-type cell wall organization; cellular response to heat. Gene Ontology annotation, cellular component: cytosol; alpha,alpha-trehalose-phosphate synthase complex (UDP-forming).
AUGGCCUACCAGCAAGGAGCACCCGACAGGAUCCCCCCAAACCAACCCCAGCCCGCCAUCGUUGGACCGGGAUUGUCUACACUGGGCGAAGCUGCGUAUGUGCAGGCUUCAAUGGCCACCCCAGCUAUCUCCGGCCAGGAGAAGCCGAGAGCACCCAGGGAGGGAGAAUCGUCUGCAUCGUACUUCUCCGAGCUUCCCGGGACGACCACCGCCACCAAAGAUGCCUACGUAAAUUCUCCCCUGAGUCCUUCCGAUGCAGCCUCGGGUGUCACAUCCGGACCUGAAUUGCUUCGACGUCUGAGCCUCGUGGGGGACGCUCACCUCACACCGGCAACUCCUGUGACAGAUCCGCGGGCGGACCACCCAGGGCUACAUUUAACCGGACGACUCAUCAGUGCCUCAUUUUGUAUUCCGUUCAAAGUGUCGCAUCAGGCCGGAUCUGACUGGGAACUGAAACCUCGCUCAGGCACGUCGGCCUUGUUUGACUCCUUUGCUCACCUCACGUCCGAAAGAUCGCCCUGGAAUCAUACUCUUGUAGGCUGGACGGGAGAGGUGGAAGAGAUCAUUAGCAAACGAUCGCCAUUGCAACCCGUCGCAGGGAACGGCGUACCAGCGGUCCCCUCUACGGUUGCUCCUGUUAAUAAAGCAGCUGCGCCUGUCCCCGUCGAUGCAACGCAGACCCCGCAAACGCAUAUUCCAGUGGAGGCUAUUACUCUCUCAACAGCCGACAAGGAACGGUUGGAACGACAGCUGAAUCGCAGCAAAUAUGGUAGAAUUCUCCCAGUUUGGGCGACAGCUGAAUCUGAUGAGCCUGAGGAGGAGACCGUGUUGAUCGACCAGUCUCGUUGGAGGAGAUACGCAGAACGAGAGCUGUACCCCCUUUUACAUUAUAAGCAAAAUGGCCCAUCGGAUGGACGCUCAGAACGCAAAUGGUGGACAGACUACAUGCGUCUGAAUCGGUUGUUCGCCGAUCGCAUUUCCGAGGUAUACCAGCCUGGUGAUAUAGUAUGGAUUCACGACUACCAUCUGUUCCUGCUACCGAAUCUUUUACGGCAGCGGAUUCCCAAUAUCUUUAUCGGAUUUUUCCUCCACUCACCCUUCCCUAGUAGCGAAUACAUGCGUUGUCUGGCUAAAAGGAAGGAAGUGCUUACGGGGGUUCUCGGGGCAAAUAUGAUUGGAUUCCAGACAUACUCAUAUUCCAGACAUUUUUCAUCCUGCUGCACCCGUGUCCUUGGGUUCGACUCCAAUUCUGCGGGUGUCGAUGCUUAUGGGGCGCACGUUGCAGUGGAUGUCUUCCCAACAGGAAUAGACGCGCAGAAUGUACAAAAGGCGGCUUUCGGAUCGCCGGACACAGAGCAGAUUGUCAUGAACAUUAAAAAGCUCUAUGCUGGCAAGAAGAUCAUUGUCGGCAGGGAUCGAUUAGACAGCGUUCGUGGUGUGGCACAAAAACUACAAGCCUUUGAGACAUUCUUGGAAAGAUAUCCUCACUGGCGUGACAAAGUUGUCAUGAUCCAAGUUACAAGCCCAACGAGUAUGGAGGAACAAAAGGAGGACCCAGAGAACAAGAUUGGAAGCCAAGUAUCGAGCCUUGUGUCCACUAUCAACGGUCGAUUUGGAUCGCUCAGUUUCACGCCUGUGCAGUACUAUCCUCAGUACAUCUCUCCACAAGAAUACUUCAGUCUCCUGCGUGUUGCAGAUGUCGGUCUGAUUACCAGUGUUCGGGAUGGUAUGAACACGACAAGUCUUGAGUACGUGCUUUGCCAACAGGGCAAUCACGGACCUCUCAUCUUGUCCGAGUUUUCCGGGACAGCCGCAAUGCUCCCUAGUGCGAUCCAUAUCAAUCCAUGGGAUAUGAGUGGUGUAGCUGCAGCUAUCGACCAAGCGCUCAGCAUGAACGAGGAAGAGAAGAUUGAACAACACUGCAAGCUCUACAAACAUGUUACGUCAAAUACGGUUUCGAUGUGGUCUCAACAUUUUCUGCACCGUCUACUGACCAAUCUAUCGUCCUUUGACCAGUCAAUCGCCACGCCAGCCUUGGACCGAGCACAAGUAUUGAAGCAAUACCGCAAGGCUAGGAAACGGCUCUUCAUGUUCGAUUACGAUGGAACGUUAACGCCAAUUGUGAAAGACCCACAGGCUGCUAUCCCAUCCGACCGUGUCCUGCGAAAUAUCAAGAGUCUUGCUGCAGAUCCGAGAAAUGCAGUUUGGAUAAUUAGUGGACGCGACCAGGCAUUCUUAGAUGAAUGGAUGGGCCACAUCCCUGAGCUCGGACUGAGUGCCGAACAUGGCUGUUUCAUUCGAAAGCCUCGCAGUGAUGACUGGGAAAAUUUAGCAGCCACAUUUGAUAUGGCAUGGCAAAAGGAUGUUAUGGACGUGUUUCAGCACUACACAGAGCGCACCCACGGAUCGUUUAUUGAGCGCAAACGAGUUGCGCUUACUUGGCAUUACCGACGGGCAGACCCCGAGUACGGGUCUUUCCAAGCAAAGGAGUGCCGGAAACAUCUAGAGGACACGGUCAUGAAAGCAUACGAUGUUGAAGUCAUGGCGGGUAAGGCCAACCUUGAAGUGCGCCCAACCUUUGUCAACAAAGGUUUCAUCGUGACGCGGUUAUUAAAUGAGUACGGCACGGGACCUGGUGAGGCACCGGAAUUCAUCUUAUGCAGUGGGGACGAUUUUACGGAUGAAGACAUGUUCCGCGCUUUACGGCACUCCGACCUCCCUCCCGAACACAUCUUCUCGGUCACCGUGGGCGCCAGCUCCAAGCAAACACUUGCAAGCUGGCAUCUUCUCGAGCCAGCAGAUGUUAUAGCAACGAUUGGGAUGUUGAACGGUACUUCGAUAGGCGCCGAGUACUCAUGA